Messenger RNA from Schistocerca cancellata (South American locust), 1674 nucleotides. Its product is annotated as mucin-5AC-like. The record is from RefSeq and is a predicted model, not a curated record. Bases 1 to 1674 code for a protein of 557 amino acids. Lineage: Eukaryota; Metazoa; Arthropoda; Insecta; Orthoptera; Acrididae. The transcript has 12 exons.
AUGGAUAGUUUUUAUGACGUACUCAGUGACGUAGUUGUUAGAGUAAAGGACAAGGACAGUGUUCUGCUCAUGGAACCCACAACACCAAAGCCAACAGUAGUUACCACAGUUUCAUCCACGAAUGGGUCAGAAUUGAAACCUUCUGCGCCAGAAGUAACGACAGCUGCAGCAGCAACGACAACUCCCGCACCAGAACCAACCACACCAGCGCCAACAGUAGUUACCACAGUUUCAUCCACGAAUGGGUCAGAAUUGAAACCUUCUGCCCCAGAAGUAACGACAGCUGCAGCAGCACCGACAACUCCUGCACCAGAGCCAACAACACCAACGCCAACAGUAGUUACCACAGUUUCAUCCACGAUUGGCUCAGAAUUGAAACCUUCUGCCCCAGAAGUAACGACAACUGCAGCAGCACCAAUAACUCCCGCACCAGAACCAACAACACCAACGCCAACUGCAGUUACCACAGUUUCAUCCACGAUUGGGUCAGAAUUGAAACCUUCUGCCCAAGAAGUAACGACAACUGCAGCAGCACCAACAACUCCCGCACCAGUUCUAGAAACUACAAGCACGCCGGAGUUAGAAACAUACACACCAAUAGUGACAACGCAGCCUUCUGAUGGAUCAACACUGGUGGUUCAAGGAGGUCUUGAUGACUCACCAGAAGCAACGACGGCACCUGCACUACAUACGACUCCGGCUUCAGAACCGAUAACGCCAACACCAACAGUACUUACCACAGUUUCAUCUAUGGAUGGGUCUGAAUUGAAACCUUCUGUACCUGAACUAACAACAGCUGCAGUGCCACCGACAACUUCUGCACCAGUUUCAGAAACAACUCCUGGGGAACCAACAGUAGAUACGGAUGUAGUGGAGGUACACACUGAAGCGACAAGUCUCUCGCCACCUCCAGUAUCAACAGAAGCGGCGGACAGUGCAACAGUAACACCGAACGAACCAAUUCAAGACGCCGGGCGAGGUGAACACUUACCUGAAAAAGAUUCAACGCCAGAACUGUUACCAGAAACCGAAUCACCCUCUGUAUCGUCACUGACACCGGCGCCAGCAUCAGACAACUUGCAAGAAAUUUCACCAGCAUCUGUCACAAAACCGCCGCCAUCAAAGCCGGUAACACCAUAUCCACAUGCUCUUCUUGAAGCAGCUAUUGCUGGAGUCCUCGAACUACUCUUAAAGCAACGAGGUCAAACCUCAGCAGGUGACUCGCAGUCGUCUGUAACGCAUGAUUCACUGAUAGCUCAUCUGGAGGCUCUUCAGCGUCUUCCACAAGUAAACCUCAAAGGAAAAACGGAGGAGAAUGAUGUAUCGCCUCCUCCCCAGCAGGUACUUCCAGUUGAAGGAAAUGCCUCAGUGGCAGGAGCGGCACUAGAGUCAGAUGCAGCUACACCGUCAGCCGCUAAUCUGCCUGACUCUACUCCUGGAGUUGUGGCAACACCUUUACCAGUGCUGAUUGCAGACACUACACCAGGACUUGCACAACAAGGCAUACUGGGACUAGAACCAGGAUCAGAUGCAGCUACACCAUCACCCGCUAAUGUGCCUGAAUCUACUCCUGGAGCUGUGGCAGCACCGUCCCCCGUGCUGAUUGGAGACAUUACACCAGGACUUGCACAACCAGGCACACUGGGACUAGAACCAGGAUCUGGUACCUCAUAG